UGUUUAAUAGCUGUAUAAGAUCAGCUUUCAAAAGAAGCUUCAGUGCGCUGACGAUUCAAAAUCCGCCUGAGGUGUCUAUUUUGCCUCCUAAACGGCACAAUUCGCUACUCUUGAUAUCCACGGCAUCCCAGCUUGAGGCGUCGAUCGAUGGCUUGAUCAAACUGAACAAGUCAGAUCCCUCAUUACAGCUGGUAUACUUUUGUGUUGACUCCAUUCUGAACUCAAGAGACGCUGUCUCUGAGUGCUGGUUCGAGGACAAAAUGCUCCUCCAAGCUUACAAGAAGUUUGAGCCCUCGAAAGAUAAAUCAACCCCGCAUUCAGGAACGGUAGAGCUGGAACUCACUGGAUGCGAUAUUGUGUUACCAUUGGCGCACACGAUGUUUCAGAAUACAUUACCGGCCACUUGUUUCUUCGUGGACAACGAUGACCCUCACAAUUGGAAUAAUCUUUCUGUUCUCAAAGUGAAGCUCCCAUAUAUUAAAUCCUCCCAUUUUAAUUAUUCAAACUGCUUGGUUGAGCUACCUUUGGGAAAAACCCCAUCCCAAGAAUAUAUUGUCACAGAACAUGAAGGAAAUAUGAUCAAAACGAUCAACUUGGUUCCUGCAUCCCAGUAUCUCAUUGAAAAUGAGCAUAUACAGAAGUCAAAGAAUGCUCUCUUCUUGAAAUUGUAUGAUGGAACGCAAACUCCAGACUACAUGGAAUCCUAUCAUAGAAUUACAGUAGGGGGUUUAGGUUGGGGCGAAAAACAAGGGUAUCUGGUUUUAGACCAGAAUGUUGGUUUCUUAGACCACAAAAAGCUGAGGCUUUAUCAACACAGACCAGAAACGGCUGUGCACUAUGACAGAAGCAAGAAAUCCCUAGUUUUAGAGUGCUCCACGGAGCAACAACAUUACCUGCCCGCAGGCUCAAAAACACCUAUUGUGAGCAACCUGAUAGGACUGGGUUCCGAAGCUGGCUUUAAGCUAAAUGGUGUCUGGCACACGUCGCAAGGAGAAGUGGUUCAGAUCCAAGUCACGUGACCAGAUAAUUACGCGCUGACAGAUUAGCAUGCGCGCUACCCGGCCGAGCUAAAAUUUGGCAACUACGUGUAUAAACAUCUAAAUAUCAACACCAGGCCAACACGCCAUGUCGAACUUUCUGUCUCAGCUUCAAUACCAACCGCUCACUAAUUUUGCCGACAACUUGAGCGUUGAGAGCAUUAAGGUAAGUGUUUGAUUCCGGUUCUGUUAACCUUUUAGCAACAGAUAGCUAGUGUUCAAAACAAGUUCUCCUCGAUGAGGCCGCCACAGGAGUUCCUAGAUUACAGGAGAUUUUCCAAGCCUCAGAACUUUGGCGAAAUUCAGCAGAGACUCAGCUUCAAUUUGCCUUAUUUCCAAGCCAACUACAUCGCCAUUAUUCUUCUACUGUCAGUGUACGCCCUUGUCACAAAUGCAUUGCUCCUAUUUGUUCUAGGAUUAACCGGGUUUGGUAUUUAUUUCAUCUCUAAGUUGAAAGGUGGGGACUUGGAAUUACCUAUUGGAAGACUCACUACAUCGCAACUUUACACAGGGCUAGCCAUCAUUGCUAUCCCACUUGGAUUCCUGGCCUCGCCUAUUAGUACUAUGAUGUGGCUAAUUGGUACUUCCGCGGUUACGGUGUUGUCUCAUGCUAGUUUGAUGGAGAAACCUAUCGAAACGGUCUUUGAGGAGACGGUUUGAACGGGUAGAUAGUAUAAACAAUGCAGCAGCAUAUCGAGCGAACAUUCACUGCGUAGAGGUAUAAAGUUACAAGUAUGUAAAUGCAGUCUGGUUUCCGCUCAUGCUACUUUUAUGUUUGUGCUUUCUCAGUCGAAAGAAGACCCAAAAUUUUAAGUCAUCGCAACGCUCAUAUACUAUCUAAGCUUGACUAUUGCGGUUGUUCG
Messenger RNA from Ogataea polymorpha, 1900 nucleotides. RefSeq lists its product as uncharacterized. The coding region runs from base 261 to 1019 and encodes 252 amino acids. The record is from RefSeq and is a predicted model, not a curated record. NCBI's taxonomy places the organism in Eukaryota, Fungi, Ascomycota, Pichiomycetes, Pichiales, Pichiaceae. The transcript is spliced from 2 exons.